Molecule: messenger RNA, 1935 nt
Organism: Exophiala oligosperma
Lineage: Eukaryota; Fungi; Ascomycota; Eurotiomycetes; Chaetothyriales; Herpotrichiellaceae
Exons: 6
Coding region: 769-1434 (221 amino acids)
Biological process (GO): regulation of transcription by RNA polymerase II
Cellular component (GO): CCAAT-binding factor complex; nucleus
Molecular function (GO): DNA-binding transcription activator activity, RNA polymerase II-specific; protein heterodimerization activity; RNA polymerase II cis-regulatory region sequence-specific DNA binding
Source: RefSeq, a predicted model, not a curated record
CUCCUACUCUGUACUCCGUACCUCUCUCCCACCACCCACGAACCACACCACCUACUGGUACCGUCCAUUCAACUCUCUAUCCUGUCCAUUCACAUCGUCUGGUGUUUGUUGGCAUUUUAUCCAGUAAAAGCCUCUAGUACCGAGCCUUUACGGAAACAUCCUCCCUCACGCCGACUAAAACUUCCGCCUAUCCAAUCGCUCGUCCUGCGGCAGGCAGAGCAUCCAUUUCAUUCGUCUCGCUGCUUUCCCACCUCCGCCUUACUACCUAGGUAUCGGCACAAAGGUGCAUCAAUCAUCAGACCGUCCCGCCCCUCCCCAGUCGCGACAUCUGCGUCUGCAUCUGCAUCUGCAUCCGCCUCCUGCAGCUGUCCGUCCCGAUCCUCGUCGCAAACGCGUCCCAAAACCUGCGCUGUACACAUCCACCCGCGCCGAGUCUCUGGCUGUCGCUUCCUCUGCCACAGACAAUUCGUCAUUCGUGCCUCGUGGUAGACCGCCUCGAUUCGCACUCGCCCCGUUCUUCUCUCACCCUGCAACCCCCGUCCACCCACUCGCCCUAGAGGGAGUCCGCUGGGGGAAGGAAGCCUGCCGACCGGAAAUCAUUUUGGGCACAAACAGCGCAAGAGAAGGCGAUCGUCUGACCAACAGGUCUCCCCCCAAGUGACGCAGGCCAGCAUUAGGCACUCUGCGUCAGUGUGUGACGUGGUCAAGGUUAGCCAAACAUUCUCUCGCCUUGCCAUCCGGCCGCUGCGGCUAUCCUGAAACUACAUCAUGUCGACCUCCCCACCCAAGGAGCCCGAUGUCGAACAGAGCGCACAGUCUGGCGAAGAGCAGGAUCAUAUGGAUCGCGAACAAGAAGGACAAGCUGGCACCGGUCUGGGUGAUUUCGAGGUCAAGGAGCAAGACCGAUGGCUACCCAUUGCAAAUGUUGCCCGAAUCAUGAAACAAGCCCUCCCCGACAACGCCAAAAUCGCCAAAGAGGCCAAAGAGUGCAUGCAGGAAUGCGUCAGCGAAUUCAUCAGCUUCAUCACCAGCGAAGCAUCCGAAAAAUGUCAACAGGAGAAGCGCAAGACGGUCAAUGGAGAGGAUAUCCUAUUUGCCAUGACCUCGCUGGGGUUCGAAAACUACGCAGAGGCUCUCAAGAUCUACCUGUCCAAGUAUCGCGAAACCCAAUCCACAAGGGGCGAGAAUCAGGCCAGACCUACCAGCAGCGGCUACGGCGGUCCCGUCGGCGGGGGCAGUGGCGGCGGCGGCAGUGUCCAGGGCUCUGCCUCCGCCUCCGGCGCUGCAGGCUUCACCGGGCAAGCCGAGAAUGCCAGCGAACUAUUGAAUCCGACCCACGGCUUGAACUCGAACGAGAACGAAGCAACCAACGCGUACGGCUACCCCAGCGCCGUGUCCACCGGCCACAAUGGCAUCUCCAACGACAACUUUUAGUGCAAGUCCAGUCCGUCCAGUCCAGGAGACACAAAAAAAAGUCUACAAGACUAAAAAGAAAGUGAAGGUGGUUACGGGUCAGCAAGUGAUCAGGGUGUACCAUCUGACUGUUGCCUCGGGCACGGUCUUUGGGGAAUGCCAGGUCAGGUAGAGCGAUGGACAAGCUGGGAGAAAAGACGAGAGUGAAUAGACAGGAGGUCGAGGUCUCUUUUGUUUCUGUGCCUGCUGAUUGUACAUGAGAGGAAGAAAGUGAAUGAAACCAUACAGGGAUAGCAAGGAAUGGAUGAAUGGAUUUGGAAGGUAUAAAAGGGGGCUGUCUGACUAUGGCAAGAUUUCACUACGCACUUGGGCAUGGGGUUGGACGAAACCAUCAUUUGAUACUGGAAGAGUUAUCAAACUGAGAUCGAGGACGAGUAUGAAAUAUUUGGUUGAGAUUAGUAGCUGGAAUAUGAGGAGUUGUUUUUACUAUGAUCUGACACGGUAUGGUAGCUGAUACAAAUA